Molecule: messenger RNA, 1415 nt
Organism: Rubroshorea leprosula
Lineage: Eukaryota; Viridiplantae; Streptophyta; Magnoliopsida; Malvales; Dipterocarpaceae
Source: the annotation of a GenBank genome assembly
GAGUGAUAGUUCCAGCUCGUAAACUCGCUCCUCGUUAUCGAGCUAUGACUUCAGCUUCUUUUUGGCUACCUUUUAUAUGACUCUUACUAUUGCUGCUAAUAGAUACCUGCUUGCUUCUUGCUUACUGGCAACCUUUAUAAGAUCUCCACCUUCAAGCUUUAGUACAAGCAGCUCUUUCAAAAAGGGGAAUUCCCCUAUCCGAGAUGGGCUCUUGAAAGAUCUCCCUCGACAGCGCAGUUAAGUCUUAGAGAAGGAACUGAUUUACCUAAGUAAGUAGCCAACUUCCGAUAAUAAUUCCUUGCUUUGCGCUAGAUUCAGUAUGAUGAUACACAUUUUUGAAAUAACAAGGGAAAAUAGCUCUUCUUAAGAGAAUGGCUGCUUUGGGGAGUUCUCUUUCCCUCUAACCUGUAACUCGAAAUUGAAUAAGAGAAGACAAAGCUACGCAUUCACUCGUAGCACUCGUUAGGCCUCAGUCAUUAGGCCUCCCAUUCAAAUGAAAAGGCCGACAUGGAGCCAUGCGCAUGAUUCCAAGAGUCACUAGAGGCGAAACUUAGUAAGAAUAACCAGUAAUGUAACGAAUGGAUGAAGCAAGCACUUUUAGAUGGUAUCGAUCAGAGCCAAUCAACCCUGUUCUUUCCUGAUUAUCGUUACAACAAUCCCACUAGCCGAAAUGGAAUCCGUCAAGUAAGAAAUAAGCCAGAGAUCCAGAUCAUUAGAAUACGUCACCGGUCCGAGAUGGGCCUCAUCGCGAAAAAGAGUAUGUUAUUCCGGAGUAGUAGCGCUAGCGGCGCAGAAGGAGAAAGUAGCUAAGCGCUAAGAAGCUAUCUAGAUAGUUUCCAGCCGAGGGUUGCUUGCUUCCAUUCAGGUAGCUAUUGCUGAGAAAUGGCCGAAAAAAGUCAAGUCUUAUUCCACUCGCUUUCUCUCUUUCUGUAUCGGAUUUUCUGCUUUCAAGCGCUACGCCCCUUUCAUAUUUCUCUCCUUUAUCUUUCCGAAGGGGAAGAAAGUUCUUUUAUCAACUUUUUGCCCUCUUUGCCUUUUGAAUCAAAGUAGGUUGCGAGCUUGUUGUAUUAGUAGUCAGUCAUUAAGAUUAAGCUUCUUCUGUUAUAGAAAGCUUAAAGUUUAUAGUAAGAGUAAGGCAUUCUGGGGGGAAGGAAAGCUUCUACGACAAGUCGCUUCUAGAAUGCCGACUACUAGGAAGGCCGACCACCACAUAAGCUAAAAGACUACAACUACAAGCCAAGCCGGAAGCGACUCGCUUCUAUUCUCGUUGGGAUUGGAUAUAGAUGGGGAAUCUAUAGAUCGUAGUAGUUCGCCAACCUCUCUAACUAACAUACGAUACAAUUUCACUUCAUGUCACAGCAAAAAAAAAAGAAAGAGCUUCGCUCGGUGGGCCUUCCUACGCUGACGAAUGCCUC